AUGUCGGGCAUGACGCCCUCUUCGACAUCCUCGAUGGACAUGAACAUGAUCAUGAAGACAGCAUCUAUGAAUAUGCCCAUGCCUACGAUGUCUACGUCCAUGAUCUCAUCUCCCACGACCACAAUGGGAGGAAUGGAUAUAGCUUCGGCUGUCUCUCAAUCUCCUCAAGCGGGCCUGGCGACUUCAAUGGCAGAAAUGAACGAUAUGUGCGCUUUACCGGGCAUGCAAGAGAUGUGCAACAGUCAAACACGUACAGUAGUUGGGGUCUGCGCUGCCUUGUUGGUUUUAGCAACGAUGGCUGUCGCUCUACGCUUGCUGUCCAGAAAGCUGUCAGCGCUGCCAUUCUGGUGGGAUGACCUGAUCAUCGUUGCGAGCCUAGCCAUAUCAUACACAUGUUCCGCAAUUACGUUCGUCGACGCCAACAAUGGCAUUGGGAGGCAUUUUGAGACAGUGCAGCCAUCUAGUGUGAAUCUGGUGUACAGGACCACAAUUGCUUAUCAAGUCCUCUACGCUGUCUGCAUCACUCUCAUCAAGAUUUCUAUCCUCCUCUUCUACCACCGUAUCUUCGGCGUCAGCAGAUCCUUUCGACUCGCAAAUUGGAUAGUACUUGGGCUUGUCUGCGCGUGGUGUGUGGCUACAUCGCUGGUCAAUAUCUUUCAAUGCAUACCUAUCAAAGCUGCAUGGGAGCGUACUAUCCACGACAGUUCAUGCAUCAACAACAAUGCCUCGCUGCUCGGUACUGCCAUCACAAACGUCCUCCUGGACUUUGCGAUCCUCGUCCUCCCGAUUACGCCAAUUUGGAAUCUUGCUCUCACGGUCCGACAGAAGCUCACGUUGACUGCCAUAUUCUUGUUGGGCGGCUUUAUCGUCGCAGCCGCCAUCCUUCGUACCUGGUCAAUCCUCAAUCUCUCCCAAACGGAUGUCACCUGGUCUUACGCACGACCACUCACUUGGUCCGCGGUCGAAAUCUCAAUUGCCAUCACCUGCGCCUGCCUACCAACACUUCAGCCUCUCGGCCGCGCCGCCUACGUCUUCAUCACCCACCAACCCCAAUACCCCUCCGCAUCGUCCACUGAUAGAAGAUCGCGCGAAAUACGCAUUGCCCGCCCUACCCGCCUAAAUAGCUCCUCCCCUCGCGACAAUGCUCGCUCCCCUGCCACAUCUCCUACACCAGGACGAGACUUCUAUGCGCUCGAGAAACAGCUGUUCCAUCAUGACCAUGUGACGAGUGCAUGGGCUAGCAAAGAAGCUCUGGCAAAAGUGAGCCAAGAGCGUCGAGACUCUGAGACAAAUGGCUGGGUUAGAGGCGGUGGUGGGAUGGUGAGCAGAGAAAGAGAUGAGAAAUGGGCUAAUACUAAUAUAUGGCUGAAGAGGAUACAAGUCACGCAGGAGGUGGAGAUUGAGAGCAAGAGAAACGUGGAGAGGCGAAAGAGCGAAGAUCUUGAUUGA
This is a messenger RNA of Bacidia gigantensis, 1449 nucleotides long. RefSeq lists its product as uncharacterized. Lineage: Eukaryota; Fungi; Ascomycota; Lecanoromycetes; Lecanorales; Ramalinaceae. The transcript has 3 exons. Bases 1 to 1449 code for a protein of 482 amino acids. The record is from RefSeq and is a predicted model, not a curated record.